UACAGGGUUCGACUUGAAUACAACCGGCUGACAGGUUUUGCGGAUCAGGAUUUUGGAGUCUAUCCCAACCUCACUUACAUGGACUUCAGCUAUAACAAGGUGGAAGGUGGUAUUUCUGCAAAUUGGGGUGCCUGCAAAAGCUUGCAAUUUCUCAACAUGGCUGGAAAUAGAGUAAGCGGUUACAUUCCAAGUGAUAUUUUUCAGUUGGACCAACUACAAGAGCUCGACCUAUCCUCCAACCAAUUGUUAGCACAGAUUCCACCACAGAUAGGAAAUUCCUCCAACUUGUACAACUUAAAUUUAAGUCACAACAAUCUCUCUGGUGUGUUACCAGCAGAAAUUGGAAAACUUUCCAGUUUACGGUCCUUAGAUCUGUCCAUGAACGUGCUGUUGGGAUCAAUCCCAGAGCAGAUAGUGGACCUCUCCUUCUUGCAAAAUUUAAAUCUAAGCAACAACAAAUUCAAUGGCACAAUCCCCUACCAAAUUGGAAACCUUGCAGAUUUACAAUAUUUUUUGGAUUUGAGUUACAAUUCUCUUUCAGGAGAUAUUCCCAGUGAUCUUGGCAGGCUUUCAAAUUUGAUAAGCCUGAAUAUCUCUCACAACAAUAUUUCAGGUUCCAUCCCUCACUCCCUUAGCGAAGUGCUGAGUUUGUCAGAAAUCAACCUCUCCAACAAUAAUUUGGAGGGUCAAGUUCCCGAAGGUGGCAUAUUCAACUCUUCUUAUUCCCUGGAUUUGAGCAACAACAAAGGUCUAUGUGGGCAUAUUCGGGGCUUGCCUCCUUGUAAUGUCUCUGUCUCCAAACCUGACGGUGCAUCAAGUAAAAGAAACAAGGCUGUGAUCCCCAUUGCAGCUUCACUUGGAGGUGCUCUUCUGAUUUCUCUGGUGUUAGUUGGGAUUUUCUUCUUUGGCUACAAGAGAAAAUCAAGAGCUCCAAGGCAAAGAAAUUCGUUCAGUAGACUGAAUCCAUUUUCAAUCUGGUACUUCAAUGGGAGAGUUGUGUAUAGAGACAUAAUUGAAGCUACCGAGAACUUUGAUAGCCAAUAUUGCAUUGGGGAAGGAGCACUGGGAAAAGUUUAUAAAGCGGAGAUGUCAGGAGGUGAAGUAUUUGCUGUAAAAAAGUUGAAGUGUGAUUCAGACAACUUAGACUCUGAGAGAAUAAAAUCCUUUGAGAAUGAGGUAAAAGCCAUGACAGAAACACGCCACAGAAACAUCGUGAAGCUUUAUGGAUUUUGCUCUCAAGGGGUGCACACCUUCCUGAUUUAUGAGUACAUGGACAGUGGAAACUUAUCUGACAUGCUUAGAGAUGACAAGGGAGCAAUGAAACUGAAUUGGCACAAAAGGGUUGAAAUUAUCAGAAGUGUAGCAAGCGCUUUGUCCUACAUGCACCAUGAUUGCGCUUCACCUUUAAUUCACAGAGACAUAUCCAGCAAGAACGUUUUGCUGUCCCUCAAUCUUUCAGCUCAUGUCUCAGAUUUUGGAACUGCCAGGUUUCUGAAACCGGAUUCUCCCAUUUGGACAUCAUUUGCUGGAACAUAUGGUUAUGCUGCUCCAGAGCUAGCUUACACAAUGGCAGUGAGUGAGAAAUGUGAUGUGUUCAGCUUUGGCGUUUUGGCUUUGGAGAUUCUUACGGGAAAGCACCCAGGUGAUAUUGUUUCCUACAUGCAAAGUUGUAGUGAGCAGAAAGUAAACAUGAAAGAGAUUUUAGACCCUCGUCUCUCGCCUCCUUCCAAGAAGCAUUUGAAGCAAGUGGAUUUGAUUGCUAACAUAGCUCUUUCAUGUUUAAAGACAAACCCUCAAUCUAGACCAACUAUGCGAAGCAUAGAUCAGCUGCUUGAAAUGGAGACUGCAAACAUAUAAUAAGUUUUUUUCUUGUUUCUAUGGAGAUUUAAGAUACAACACUUGUUAUAAAUUAGAGUGGUUUUAUAUCUGAGUUGUGCUUUGAAUAAUUCGUGGCUUAUAUAAGGUAAAGUUUUAGCUUGUUUAACGAAUUUGAGAAGAUGCAUAGAGAGUGUGUGGAUUAUUAAACUAUAGUUUGGUUUGUGAGAUACAAGUAGACGUAGAUUGUUCAUUAUCUGCAAAUGGGCAAAUUGAUCUCAAAAGUCAAAUAAUUUUGAAGUACUUCAAACUUCUCAUCUCAAUGUUGCUU
This is a messenger RNA of Vigna radiata var. radiata (mung bean), 2146 nucleotides long. RefSeq names its product MDIS1-interacting receptor like kinase 2. Bases 79 to 1857 code for a protein of 592 amino acids. Gene Ontology annotation, biological process: protein phosphorylation. NCBI's taxonomy places the organism in Eukaryota, Viridiplantae, Streptophyta, Magnoliopsida, Fabales, Fabaceae. Gene Ontology annotation, molecular function: protein kinase activity; protein binding; ATP binding. The record is from RefSeq and is a predicted model, not a curated record. The transcript has 2 exons.